CAACCGGUGGACCGGAAGUGGCGUCGCCCUUGCCCGGCGCCGGCGAGAAGUGGUUCCGGGUCUUCGGCCGCCGCUCGCCGGGCGAGAAGAUGACUUCGCUGCGCGCCUUCACCUGCAACGACCUCUUCCGCUUCAACAACAUGUGAGCCGGAGGCCUCGGCCCCGCGGGGCGGGCGGGGGGGGAGGGGGCGGCGCGCGGCUCGGCCUUCUCCGCCCGCUCUCUGGCCUGGAGGCCCCUCGGUCGCCUGUCCUGGACCGCGAGGGCGCGCUUCCCCCCCGCCUCCCCCCCCCGGUCCUGCUGGCGAGGGAGGGUCGGAAUUGCCGUCCGGCCAACAGCUGAGCCGGCCCGGCUCCGAGCACGUGCCGCCGCCUGAGAAAAGGGGAAACGGAAUUUUGCCUAGGAUUGCCAAGUGCUCAGCAGCGAGUCUUUAGCAGUUACCUGUACCUUUAAACAUCAAAUUGAUGAGCAGAAAUCAGACGAAGCUUGUGGCAGAUAAAGAUAAGCAUUAUCACCUGCUCAUUUCUGUAACCCAAACUGUUGCUAAAGGCACAGCUACAGGGGUUAUUUUAAAAUUUGGCAAUUUAGUUGGCACAAGGAAAUAGCUCUCCUCUAUUGAAUAUUUCCGGAUCUCUUGGAAUUAAAGGGAUGUUAGAACUUGCCUCUUGCUCUUCUUUGGUUAUACUUUAUUCCCUGACCAACCGAGUUGUAUACCCAGGGUAGAUCACAAAAUUAAUAAUUGUUCAAGAGGCAAAUUGAGGUUUCAAAAUUGGUGUGUGGGAUGGAAGAGAUUGAAAGGUUUGCCCCAUACCCAGUUGUAACUGGCUCAAAGUUUCUCCCUAGUAAUAUUUUGGGUGUUUAAUCAGUUCUUGUUUCCCACAGCAACUUGGAUCCCCUCACAGAAACUGUAUCCUUUUAAGCCUCAAGACCUCUGAAUGCUAAUGGCAGUACCUGUGAGCCUCUUCAUACAUUAUACUACAGAAAACAUAUGUUUGUCCCUGAAUAUUUUUAUCAGGGAGCCGCAGCUAUUCCUGGUGUCUUGCAAGUGUACCUGCAUGGCAGAAAUGUUUGUUAUUGCGUUCAUUCUUUAUUCUUCUAUGGGCAGUCCAUAAAAAUGCAAUAUAUGGGGCAGCCUUGAGAAGCUUGUAAUAUGGAAGUUAGUAUGGAUGCCAAACAGCAGUGUGUUGUAUUUAUUAUUUAAUUAUUAAAUUUCCAUCUCACCAUCCCUAAGGGGCCCAGGGCAGCAAACACCAAAAUAAUAUAUUAUUUUAUAAUAAUAAAAUCAUAUUUUUAAAAAUAAACAAAACUUAUUUAAAACAGUUAAAAACACUUAAAACAGUCAUAUAACCCCACAACAAAUAAUAUCUGGAUCAAGUAUCUUUUGACCAUCAAAUGCCUGAUUAAACAGGAAUGCUUUUCAGUUUCUUCUGAAAGUUAAUAAUAUCAGCUUCCUACCCUCGGAAGUAAUAUUUUGAAUGUAUCACUUUGACUGUUCAAAUUGUUUAUACAAUGUUUAUUUGUAAUCCAUACAAUAAUAUGGUAAAUGUAUGUGAUGUUAUCCCUAUAAUACAAAUGAGCUGAUGGCAAAAUUGAACAAGACACUUUCUGAUUCAUAGCCCAGUGUUCUCCUCCAAUAUUAUGUCCAAGCUAAAAUCACUUCAUGUAAGAGGUUCUGUAUUUCCUUUUUUCUAUAUAGUGUCCUAUGUCUCAAAGAUUUAAAAAAUGUCAUAGUAAUCAAUACUUAUUUAGAACUGGUACAUUUCAAGUGGUCAGAUAAUAUGUAUCUUAGUAACCCAUCCAAUAGCCUGCAAGAAGAUCAGUAUAAUUAGCCACUUCUUUGCUGUUGAUGCAGCAGGGCUGAUAAAUAGUGGUAUAGUCGAAGCUGAGGAGAGAGACGAACCAGAGAAUUAUCAGUUCUUACUCUUAAUUGCUUUUCUUUCUAAAAUGGGUCAUUCCAUAUCAAGUGAUGUCAUGUAUUUUGUUGUAAUGUUCACAAUAUGUACUAACAAGAAUUCUUUCAAAGCGUUAAUUCUAUCAUGCAAUAGCAAGCUAUCACUUGGCUUUGGAACACAUUUUUUAAAAGAAAUGCCUGACCAGCUUUUCAGAUACCUUUUAAUUGAAUAACUUUCUAAAUAAAUGCCUGAAGGAACUGAUAUUAUAACUUGACGUCUUGUUUAUUCUGUUAUAUCUUACUCCAAGAAGACCCAUUUAUCCUAAAUAGAACCCAGUAAGGCAGACAUGUAUGUACAAAUUUUUUAAUGUGAUCCCACUGAGAUCCCAAUAUGAAAUUUUGCAGGUAGCUCUUAGAAAUAUUAAAUAAUCAAUACAAAUGUUUUGGAAUUUUUUAAUCAUAUUAAUUUUAAUUUUUUUAAUCACUUUUUAAAUUUUGUUUUAUUGCUAUGGCUAGUGGCUGCUGCAAAUAAACAUUCUUCUGAUUCUGAUUUUACAUUCUUGGUUUACCUGUAUUGUAUUGUUAUUAUUUAUUUUUUACUCAGAAACAGACAGUAGUCUUAAUUAUUUUAGUAUCUUACUGUGCAAAACCAGAACUGUUUGGAAAACAGUUACUUUGGGGGUGAGCAACUUAAGGUCCCCCAGAUAUUACAGAACUACAGCUUCUAUAGUCCUUUACCCGUGACCAUGCUGUCUGGGACUGAUGGGAGUUGGAGUUCAGCAAUAGACGGCGUGCUACAGAUUGUCACCCCCCACUUGCUUACUGAGGUGAUAUUUUCUUAACAUGCAAUACUCCAUAGUAUGGAAUUCCAUUUUACUUGCAGUACUUGGCUCACUGGCCUGAGUAUUUUAUUGUUGCAGAAGCUCCUGGUGGAGAACUGAUGGGCUACAGUAAGUAGGUUAAUUUUCCUUGUUUCUGUGUGACCAAUCUUUGACUAACCCUUUAAUUAUUUGGCAGUACCACUGCAACAUUUACUCAGUUUUUAAGGGCUUUUUAUCAACCAUGAAGAUGUCCCUGAUAAAUUGGGCAGAACCUUUUGUUAAUAGUUUUAGUAUGAGCAUAUAAAAACCGCAUAUGGAAAGUAACAUCUUAAGGUAGGGGUUGGCAGCCCAUCACCUGCAGGCAUCCAGACGCCUGUAAGGAUGAACCAUAGCCCCUAGAUUCACAGUCUUCAUUUUAUUUAAAGUAACUUUCUAGUUUUUAUAAUCUCCAGUAUGAGGCAAAAGGUACACACGUUCUUUUUUUGUCCGUACCACCCUUACUGACACAUCUCCCACCUUGCACCUUCUCCCCCCUAAAACAUGCAAAAGCCCGUAUGUGAGAGAAAUGGUGCUACACACUUGGGAGCGGAGGAAAAGAUGUAUGUGUGUGUGUGUGUGUGAGAGAGAGAGAGAGAGAAGAAGAAGAAGAUUGUAUGCAUAUGUGAUCUGUGAGGGAGAGAGAGGUAUGUAUAAAUCUGUUUAUGUGUGGUCAGAGAAAGAAAUGGACUUGGGCAGAGAGAGAGAGGUGUGUGUGUGUGAAGUGUGUGUAUGAGUGUGUGAGCAAUGCAUGUGUGUCUGAUCAGUGAGUGUGUGUGUGAGAGUGUGGUGGGGCCACCUUGGAUAUUUUCCCUGGCUCAAGGGGAUGCUCUCUGUUAUUAGCUAGCAACAGCAUCAUUGUGUGUAUGGGGCAAAAGCCAAUAUUUUGUGAUCUUCAUAGUCAGGACCAGCAGGAUGUAGUGACUUUCCUUGGUAAGCCUGAAGUUGUCUGUGUGUGUGUGUGUGUGUGUUGGAAGCAGCAGUGAUGGUUCUCUCUCUAACUGAUAUGUCAUGCCUCCCAUAGCAGCUAUUUUGUGACUAGUACUUCCUCAAAAUUUGAAAUGUGCCCCCUGGUCCAAAAAGGCUGGCAGCUCCUGUCUUAAAGUAUUUCCCCUUCUCUCACACAUCCAAAAUGAAUGCUUCAUCUGAUGUGCAUUUGGCUACAGCACAUCCAUAUAUGUAUCUUCUAAACACAAAAUGUGCUUCUUGCUUUAGUAAUAGUUUUUACCAUAUGCAAAUGUAUCCCAAUUUAAUUGAUACAUAGUAUGUCAAGGAAUAAGCAACUGACUUUUAAAAGAUAUCUGAGGCAUCCCUGUUUAGGGAAGUUGUUAAUGUUUGAUGUUUUAUCAUGUUUUUAGUAUUCUGUUUGGAGCCACCCAGAGUGGCUGUGGCAACCCAGUCAGAUGGGUGACAUACAAAUAAAAUUAUUAUUAUUAUUAUUAUUAUUAUUAUUAUUAUUACUAUUACUAUUUGGAAGUGAAUACACUUGCAAUUAUAGCUUUUGUUGUUCUCCUACAGUUCCGCAUCUAUUAGUAUCUUUCUCCCUGGAGUCCUAAUCACAGACUUCACUUUGAUGUUGUCUGUAGUCAAAGAGUUGCAUACAUUUUUAGUAUUUCCUCGUAGUGAUAGGAAGGUGUCAAGAAGAGUCUGCUAGGGUACUGACCUGAAAGACUGCUCUCUACCCACUAGAAACCCUCCUCAGGGUUUUAAAGCUCAUUCACUUUAAAGCUGGUUUUAGGAGACAUAAGAGUUAGAAACAUUCUGUUUCUUUCUUGAAAUUGAAGACUCUCUGAACAUUUUGUUCAGUGCUUAAUUUGCUGUGUGUGAGACAUUCUGGAAUCUGUAUAGUCCUGAUGUUCAACUUCUAGUUUGAGUCCUUUUUAAUUGCCUGCAUCUGUAGUAAAGCAUUUUUUCUGGUUUUAUGUCAAACACCAUAAAUCCAAUAGCUAAGUUUCUGUGGGAUGGCCAUGGUCUAGUCCAAACAAACUAAUCCAUUUUAUCCUGCUUUUCCUUUAGUCAUGGGGAAAGCGGAAGGUUCAGUAGCCAGAGAAGAGUGGCACGGCCACGUUACUGCGCUCUCCGUUGCACCUGAAUUUCGGCGGCUAGGUUUGGCUGCUAAGUUGAUGGAACUGCUUGAAGAAAUAUCAGAAAGGUGAGGGAUGCCUGCAUGAUAAACAUAUAUUUUCCUCUCUUAGCGAUGUAUUGAUCUGUUUGAAUUCCUGUAGAUUUAUUGAUGAGAACAGCUGAAGGCAUCAUAAUUAUAUGGAGAAUUAUUUUGGGGACUCUAAGAAAACAACUCAAUGAGAGCUUUAUAAAGUCAGGAGUGCUUCAUAAGGAAGUUUUAUUUUAGGAGUGUUAGGGUGCUGCUCAGCUGACUGGUUAGGUUAGCCAGUGUCAAAUAGAAGGCUAAUAGCGCUUUUAUCUAAGUUAGAAUAGCCAACUCCCUUCGGCCCUUACCAGCAGUCAUGCUGGCUGAGAGUGUAAGCUGCUCCCCUCCCACUUUGCUGCUUCAAAGGGAGCCCAGGAGGAGGGAAUCCGCUGCAGCUUCCCCCACCUCCCGGAGAGCCUGCAGAAGCCGCCCGCUCUUUAAAGGGGCUGCGCGGCUUCUCCUGGCUUUCUGGGAGGUGGGAGAUUCCCCACCUCCCAAAACCGACAGAAGCCGCCAGCUCUUAAGGGGCUGCGUGGCUUCUCCUGGUACUUCUGGGAGGUAGGAGAAGGACUAUGCAGCCAGUCAGUCCUUCUCCUCCUGGGAAAGCCUGCAAGAGCGCACGAGCUUGUGUGCGGCUCUUGGGGGCUUUUCCCGCCUGCCUCCCCCUUGCAUUCGCUCCAUAGGACGCACACACAUUUUCCCUUGCUUUUUAGGAGGGAAAAAGUGCGUCCUAUAGAGCGAAAAAUACGGUAAAUAGGCAUUUUGGGAGUGAAGGGCCUUGUUGACCUAUAGGCCACAUUAACCCUUUUGUGCAAAAGUGGUUGUGGCCAAUUUUUACAAACUGAUUGGGAAGGGGGUGCUUGGGGGGGGGCAGGAAAUUUUUGGCAUCAUAGCAAGGGGCCAGUAAAAGAACAAAAAACUUUUUUUAAAGCAAAUGGAUAAAUGGGAGAGGAGCCAUAUUCAGCAUUACACAAUUACAAAGGUUACAUCUGCACAAGCAUAGAAGCUUGCUAGAGGAAAAAUCUCCCCUCUGCUCCCCCCCACGUGCUGUGCUAGGAGGGUUUUCCUGUCCCUCCCUAAACCAACUUGGGGGAGCACAGGGGGAGGAGAGCCUUGGCGCAGGGCUUCCGAUGCCAGUGUUUGCCCUUCAAAUUCAUCUGUUAUAUAGCAGUCACUAUAUCAGCACUGUUUCCCCUACUUUAAGCUAUGUGUUGCAUCAAACUGAAUUUCCUGCUUCUCUCCUCCACCAGUAAGUCCUCCAAAUCUGCUCUAAAGGAAAAGGUAAAGGGACCCCUGACCAUUUGGUCCAGUUGUGGCUGACUCUGGGCUAGCGGCGCUCAUCUCGCUUUAUUGGCCGAGGGAGCCGGCGUACAGCUUCCGGGUCAUGUGGCCAGCAGGACUAAGCCGCUUCUGGUGAACCAGAGCAGCGCACGGAAACGCCGUUUACCUUCCCGCCAGAGCGGUACCUAUUUAUCUACUUGCACUUUGACGUGCUUUCAAACUGCUAGGUGGGCAGGAGCAGGGACCGAACAAUGAGAGCUCACUGUCGCGGGGAUUCGAACCACCAGUCUUCUGAUCGGCAAGUCCUAGGCUCUGUGGUUUAACCCACAGCACCACCCACAUCCCAAAUCUGCUCUGGGUUCCCCCAAAUCCUCUGGAUCAGAUUUGCAGGGGGUGGGACUAUGCAAGGAGAGGAUGGGGAUGUUCACGGAAGUUGUUCCACAUGUACAAAGAUUUAAUUUGAUAUAUUCCUAGGUUUUCAAGACUUCAUUUUAUUUCCGUAUUUUAAUUGCAAUUUACUAGUGUCCCAUCGUGGUACAACACUGGCUGCAUUUGGAAGCAGUUAUAAGCUAUGGUUGUUAUUACAGAAAUGAGCCUGCUUGAGACUAGACUCCUGUUUCUUCCUCCAGAGUAGCUGUGUUAGAACCUUUCUCUUCCAUUAUCAAACAAGUAGAAUUCCACAUUAUUCCUGAAUCCAGAACUCCUUGGCUCAUCUUAAUUAUGGUAUAUUGAAAUAAGCUAGCUUCAUAAAGCAAAUUCAUACAUAACUCUAAACUGAUAAAUCAGGACAGAAGAAUGAAAUAAGUACAAGGAUGAUGGUUUCCGAAGGUCAUUUAUUUAAAGGCAAACCAUAGUUUGUUACAGCCAAACGAAGUCAUGGAAUCAAACUUUGGUUUGUGCCAAUUCCAAACCAUUGUUUUAACAUCCAGACAAAUAGGCAAAGCGAGAGCUGCUUGUUGGUUUCAUUUUCCAUUUGCUCCAAAGUAUUCUAACUUGAAGGCUCAAUGGCCUCUGGAGGCUGGAGCAGCAACCUGAACAGAUUAUCAAGACAAACAUCAUACUAAAUCAGAAGUGCCCCUUAUUCUGGUUUGCCAGUUCAGACAAACUAAAUGUAAACAUGGUUUGUCAUGAGGCGUGGCCUAUUUGUCAGCUUGCCUGACAAAUUCCCACCCACCCCCAUUGUUCACUGCUUAAUUCUUAUGUUUUUUUAUGUAGAUCCCUGUGUAGCCUCUUACAAACUAUGCUGUUUUCUGUUAGUUAUUUUGUCUUAUUGUGUCAUUUUCUUUUCUUAAUGAAGAAAGGGCGGAUUUUUUGUGGAUCUCUUUGUAAGAGUAUCAAAUCAGGUUGCAGUGAACAUGUACAAACAACUGGGCUACAGCGUGUACAGAACAGUGCUAGAAUACUACUCUGCCAGCAACGGGGAGCCUGACGAAGAUGCUUAUGGUAAGUGUUGUGCAGAAAGAGACACUUUGGACAGUCCUUGUGAUGUAAUAAAUUCCCAUGCCGUUAAAAUGAAAAUGUGAAAUUGCUUGGGAUGGGCAAAGCUUUUUGCCCAAAGUGGGUGGAACAGGAGAUGUGACUGUGAGCUGUGUGGGGCAGGGUGUAUUCCAGGCAUGCAGAAGGCCGCUCUCCACCCUUCACGGACUCAUUCCAGCCAGGCAAAAUCACUUGAGGGAGCUGUGAGCCAGAGGCAGAGGAGUUGGAGCUUAGACAGAGAGACCUGAGGGCUGGAGGUUCCCCACUCUUGAUCUCGAGUAGAAUGAUAAGCCAGUGUAAGGGCACAACUGACCAACAAGAAGUACUCAGUCUUCUCCCACUGAAAUAGACGGCCACUUGAAGUGUAUUAUGUUGUAAAUAUGUUAUUAAUCAUUUUCCACAGAUAUGAGGAAAGCUCUGUCCAGAGAUACAGAGAAGAAAUCAAUUAUACCAUUACCCCAUCCUGUCAGACCAGAAGACAUAGAAUAAGCUUAAGCUGUGGAUAUUUAGACAUGUUGAAAAUAACAUCUUUGAAAGCAUUUUGGACCAUCUAUGGAAAAUGGUGUUUAAUUAUGAAUGUACUUGGAAACCGGAGAGCAACAAGGAAAGUGUGUGCAGACAUGAAGGAAAAGCUUCAUUUUUAGGCUACUGGGCUGAUGCCCCCAAACCCCACACAGGUUUGCAGCUGCACUAUUGGCCGCUUAGGGUUUAAUCUUUUUUACAAAAAUCAUUAAAUCCUUGGCUGUACAGAACUAUUUCUAAAAAUCUAGUAGAUUAAAAAUUUUAGGAGCCUGGAGCUCAUUGGUGUCACUCAUUCAUGCUUUGAGCAUUGGAGCCUUAAAGUAUCUAUUGGAAAAAAAUAAAAUCAACGGAUUUAAAAUGAA
Messenger RNA from Podarcis lilfordi (Lilford's wall lizard), 8536 nucleotides. The record is from the annotation of a GenBank genome assembly. Lineage: Eukaryota; Metazoa; Chordata; Lepidosauria; Squamata; Lacertidae.